GACGCCAUAUAUAUAAAGACGAUAUAUGAGCAGGAAAAGUAACCUGCAGCUUCUUGACCGCGGUCCAAAAGAAUCUCAGGCGCGAAAUAAAGUAAUGGAUUGAUGAUUUUCAGUUAUCACGGUUCCAUAAAAGAAAUGAGCAUUUCAGAGCGAUAUAUUUAAAUUGACGCACUUUAAUAGCAGCAGUGAACAAUAAAUUUAUGGAAAUUGCAAGAUCAAGGCCAGUUCAUACUUUCACGUCAAAACUCUUAAUCGAAAACAUAUUAGAAAUGAUAUCGAAUGACGUUAAUUGGCUGGCUAUCCUAAAAAAACUCGCUUCGAAAUUAAAAUAUAAGGUAAAAAGUAACAAACGUCAGAGGUAAGGGUUUUAAAAAACUAAUACCGGAAUACAUAAUUGAAUCACAGGAAAUAACAUGAAAAACUAAUGCAAUUAAAAUGAUUGCGAUAUUUUGCAUCAUUAAUGAUGUGUCCUGUACCGAAUGUGCAUUAUCGCGCUUCAAUCUUAUCGGAAACCGUUGAGUCUCUCGAGUUCCAUUCGCCAUUCGUGCCCCGUUCAACGCAGUCGCAUUUUCGAACAUAGUACCGAAAGAGCAGCAACGUACCUUAUUGCGAACAAGAGAACAAAAUACAUUCACGUGGCUGCCGAUAUUCCUCAAUAGUUAAUUCUAAUAAUCCAAGUGUAAAUCUCAUUUCAAAGAAUGAAGUGCGGAAGAAUUUCGUGGAUAUGGUUAUCCCUUCUAUCUUUAACAAGCUUUUACGUGUCAAUACAAGCGACCGCGCUAGACCCGAUAACCACGAGGAAGCUACUUCCAGUGUACGCGGUUUUGGAAAAUGCUGAUCUUCUAAAUUCCAGCAGAUGUCGGACCCAGAUAGAUGAAUUUCGAAAUGCGGUGGAUAACCAGAUACUUUGGGCCCUAAGAGCGUUGGAUACCAGUGGCGUACCAUCCGGAGGUUUUGUCAUCGGAAAUAAUCAUUGGUUAGGAGACCAAGAAAGUUGCAAACUUUUCUCUGAAAAUCGGACGGCAUUUCUAUCGGAGAAAAUACGAAAGAACAAUUCGAUAUACCGGAAUCCGAAUGAAGAGUAUUCAUCUUUUGAGUUUCGUUUCUUUAUUGCACGUGCGCGGCACAAUAGCACUGUGCAAUAUCAUAUAGAAGUGGAAGACGAAGAUUUGGUCACGCUUGGACUUUGCUUACCGGCGUCCUGCAGCAUAGGUGAUGUUGCCACUAUGCUUGAUAAAGUAUUUCGUAAUGAGACACUUUUCAUUGGAAAGCUUUUUAAUAUACACUUCCAGUUGAUCGAAGUCUCCGAUUUGGAGGAUGAUCAUCAAUGGCUACUCUCUGCGAAAAUGAUCUCCAUCAUGUACGUAAACUUCAAGCUUCUAAUUGAAAACUCGAAUUUUUAUCUAGCCAGAUAUAUAUUACAUACGUCGAGAUAUGCAUCCGAUAAAAUACCACCUAUGAACUUUAAAAUUCUGAUUACAGAGGAGUUUUGCUAUCGUUGUGUGCUAUCAUAAUAGCGGCCACAGUAUAUGAUGUUUUCGUCCAUCGAAAGCGUUUAAAUAAAGAAAGGGAAAAGUUUACGUUCGACAAUAACAACGCGAUAGCACUGAACAACGGAAUAGAUGGGAAAUGCGAAAUCAACUACGAGAAACCGGAACGCCCCGAGUCGGGGCAGCAGAAUCGUAUCAGCCAACACCUUCUGUGUUUUUCAUUUCUCACCAAUAUAGAGGAAAUAUUUAAACCGGAGAAGGGUGGUGAUAAUCUGCGAGUAUUCUACGGCUUGAAAACGUUGACAAUAGUAUGGAUUAUUCUGGGGCACGUAUUGAUCUACGCAUUUCAUGUUCUGAGUAACAAAUGGCUUGUAUAUAUAGAGGCUGAAGAAUUAUUCAUGCAAGUCAUAAGCAACUUCACAUUUUCGGUGGAUGCAUUUUUCUUUAUGAGUGGUUUUCUGUUGUCAUAUACAUUUCUGAAGGAACGACGAAAAUAUCAGGGAAUCCUGCCUAUAGCAAAAAGGGUGAACGAAUUUUUUCAAAGGAUUGUCAAACGAUAUAUAAGGCUUACACCUGCAUAUUUCGUCGUUAUAUUGAUAGCGAUAUUGAAUUUUACCUGGCAUCAUCAUGUCUCAGCACUUCUUCCUAUUGAACAUCCAAAUACUAAGUGUUCCAAAUAUUGGUGGACUAACAUACUUUACAUCAACAACUUCUAUAGGUGGGAUGAGCUAUGUCUCACAUGGAGUUGGUACUUGCCCAAUGAUAUGCAGUUCUUCGUAUUUGGCAGUUUUCUUCUAACUUUAUCCAUCACGCAUUGCAAUAUUGCCGUGGGUAUAGGCGUUGUUACGCUAGUUUCAUCAAUAGGAUCACUAGUUUACACCGGGUACACUCUUAAUUACCAACCUACAUUGGACGAACAAUAUAAGACGUUGACAUAUUUGUAUAUACGACCAUGGUGUAGAAUACCACCAUAUCUCAUGGGAAUGGCCACAUGUCACAUUCUUACAAAAUGGAAUUACAAAUUGCAUUUAUCAAAAAAAAGCUUAAUCGUUGGUUGGUCUUUGGCAAUUUUAUGUAAUUGUUCGAUUCUCUUCGGACUCACGAACAAGAACAUAUCCUUAGGUUUAUCCGUUCUUUAUUUGACACUUAGUAGAACAGGCUGGGCAUUAGGCAUUGCCUGGCUCGUAGUUGCAUGCACUACGAAUAAUGGCGGCAUCGUGAACAAAAUCUUAUCGCUGGAUAUUUUCGUCCCUUUAAGUAAAUUAACGUAUAGUGCUUAUCUCAUAAAUUGUAUUAUUACUCUUUCGGUAUAUUCGUUAGAUAAUUAUUCUCUCCUCAUCUAUCACACCAAUUUUAGCUAUACUGCCAUUACAAUGAUUAUCUGCAGUUUCACUGCUGCUAUUGUCCUAUCCGCAACAGUCGAAAUGCCGUUUAUAUCACUAGUCCGAUUGUACAAUAAUCCACCAAGAAUGAAAUAAACAUAUGCUAAUACAUA
Molecule: messenger RNA, 2985 nt
Organism: Bombus terrestris (buff-tailed bumblebee)
Lineage: Eukaryota; Metazoa; Arthropoda; Insecta; Hymenoptera; Apidae
Product: nose resistant to fluoxetine protein 6
Exons: 12
Coding region: 1889-2968 (359 amino acids)
Molecular function (GO): acyltransferase activity, transferring groups other than amino-acyl groups
Source: RefSeq, a predicted model, not a curated record